Trichophyton rubrum CBS 118892 is the source of this 1827-nucleotide messenger RNA. RefSeq lists its product as uncharacterized. The transcript is spliced from 5 exons. Gene Ontology annotation, cellular component: MIS12/MIND type complex. Bases 1 to 1827 code for a protein of 608 amino acids. Gene Ontology annotation, biological process: cell division; mitotic sister chromatid segregation. The record is from RefSeq and is a predicted model, not a curated record. NCBI's taxonomy places the organism in Eukaryota, Fungi, Ascomycota, Eurotiomycetes, Onygenales, Arthrodermataceae.
AUGACUGCCGUCCUCGUGGCUACAUGCACUACUACGACGGGACUCGAGCAUCAUCUUGGAAAUAUCAGCUGCAGGCCCGGCGGCGCACCGAUACAGACUAGAGGAGUCAUAGGGGACCAGGAAAAGCUGUUGCUAAGGAUACGCGCGGAUACACAACAGGCUCAGCAGGAUUUAUUGACUGGAUCUCCAGGAUUGGCUAUGUCACAGACGCGCGGGAGGGGGAAGACAUCCGUUACCGCUAAACUUCCCUCCUCGGCGGCCAAAGAAAAUGUAGUGGGGAGGAACGGAAUAUCUGGGCUGGCUGCGAAGAGGAAAGCGAUUGAUUAUGAUGAGGAUGUCGAGGGUUUUCAGUUCACGCGUGCUGGAAACGUCAAAAAACCGAAGCAGACAAACGGGGUUCUAUUGAAUGGGGUAUCAGACGGCAGCUCAACUCCCGAACUGAGCAGUGCUGCCUCUGGACUUCGACAACAGAACAAAAAGCCUGUAACAUCGCGAAAACCGAACGAUAUUAUUGAACCGUCGUCGGAACCCAUUGAUAAUAGAAUUAUGAAACCCAAUUCAAAACGACCGGUCCAAGAGAGUAUUGAGCCAAUGAACCAGAAACAAUCAAAUCCGCUGAAGAAAAUACAGACACCAGAUCCAGGACCUAUACAUGUGGCCAAGAAACGAAAACCCGGCAGCAGCAAAGAUUCGGCGCUUAAAUUACCUCAAACAGAUAACGAGGAAGCGAUCCGGAGUAUGCCGGAAGGAAUACGAAAUGCUAGUACCAAAAUCGCACUGCCAUUCGCGGACACCCCCGUCAUCCAGAGAAAUAAGGAUAUGAGGAAAGAAAAAAGCCGCAAAGGCCAAAGGAGAAGCAGCCUUAGUCUUCGUGGUCGUAGAGCAAGCUCCUUGAUAGACAGCGGAGUAUCAAAUGCCUUACCACACGAUAAGGUUGACACUGCGCAUUUCUAUAAACAUAUAGCUAGCGAGGGACUUCCUGAGCCGCGGCGAAUGAGACAAUUACUCACUUGGUGUGCCACCAGGGCACUUGGUGAGAAGCCGACGGGGUCACGGUCAGAGGACGAAAGCGCCAGGUUGGCUGCCCGCGUUAUUCAAGAAGAGUUACUAAAAGAUUUUGGAGACAGGUCAGACUUGACGGAUUGGUUCAGUCGGCCAGAAACAACCACUCCAGCGGUUGUCAUCAAAAAACCGAAUCCAAAAAAUAUACAAAACGCCGACAAGAUAAAGGAGCUAGAAGAACAUAUUCGGCGUCUCCAGGCAGAGCGUCAGUCUCUUGCAGCUCUUAUACGGCCACCAUCGGUACCAAUCAUUAGCACUAAAUCGGAUAUCCUCAGACACCCUACAUCCAAGCCGGACGAUAUACCUGAGCUUUUGCGGCGUAACCCGUUAGCCAUCAACCAAUCUCUUCUUGAUCCAACUCAAGCGUCAAUUUUAAACAUUCUUGGUCAUUCAGAAUCACGGCCCAAAGAAGCCUCCUCGAAAACCACAAAUUCCAGCUCUGAAAUCGAUACCUCCAUAUUAUCAAUAUCAGAGCGCCUAACACGGCUUUCCGCUUCCCUAACACCAACUCUUGACUCUUUUGCAACUGGUAUCCACAAUAUUGAGAUGUUCCGGCAAUCCGCAGACAGCCUCAGCAGCCACAUAUUACGUAUAUGUGCUCAAAGGCUGGAGGAGCGAGAUGCACUGCAAGGCAAAAAUGCUGGUUUGUCGACGUUGUCUGGAGGAAAAGAGGACGGUAAGAGCAGUCUCCAAGGGACAGUAACCGGCGGAAGGGAAGAUUUAAGCGAUAUUUUAAGAGCUCUAAGCAGGCUUGAGAGAAGAUGA